This is a messenger RNA of Phoenix dactylifera (date palm), 17567 nucleotides long. NCBI's taxonomy places the organism in Eukaryota, Viridiplantae, Streptophyta, Magnoliopsida, Arecales, Arecaceae. The record is from RefSeq and is a predicted model, not a curated record.
UUUUGUUUUCUAUGAACGAUGCUUCCUAAUGCCUUAUGGUCCUCCUCUUAUUAUUGUAUGGUGGAUCUCAUUUUAGGAGGUGCCAUAUAUAUUUUUUUUUCCCUUGAGGGGCCAAUCUCCUGUAUGUAUUUACUUCAGCAUGCCAUUUUUAUUCUUGGUAUUUGUCAGUUUAUCAUUUUGUUUUGAUGAAUGAUGCUUACUUAUCGCAUGAUGCUCUUGUGGGAUUCUGAUAGUUAUGUGCUAUUAGUGCUGCUUCAAUUAGAUUGACAGGUGCCUAUGUGAUAGUUUAUCUCAUAAAUGUACUCCUUCUGUGCAUUUCUUGCUAUGUUUUUCUUAUCCUCUACGUAUUUUCUCCAAGUGUAUGAUAUUGCAGAUAUGAUGUUUUAAUACUUCUGUUGUAAUGAUGCUAUGCGUCGCUUAAGGUACAUUUUUUUUCCUGAAACUGCAAAUGGAAUCAGCCCAAGAUUUAUUUCAUAUUUCUGUCUUGGCUUGAGCCCUCGAUUACUUUAGCUGAUCCAGAUUAUUGUCAACAUUUCAUUUUUAAUUCCUUCAGUAAUGCGAUUGAUAUAAUGAUAUCUUCUUAUGGAUUAGAUACGAGGACAAUCUUAGAUACGAGAUAUCAGAUAUUUGAGAUUUAAGUGGACGAAGCUGACAUUUAAAGGGGGGAAUGGAGAUAACGAUCCUUAGCAGCUUUGCUGUGUAAUUUAUCUACAUAAGUGGGUAAAUUAAAAAAGCAAAAAGAAAAAGUGAACCAAGCCAUAAUGGUGCUGAUGGCUUCAUGAUAGAUAUUCAUAAAGCUAUCAUAUAGAUUGUUGAUCAAAAUCAGCAGAUUAUAAUAUCUGUACAAGUGAAAGUGAUCAAUAAACAUUAAUUUUCUUGAUUAGGCACUGACACCUGAUCAACUAUGGACAACAAGAUCCUUUGAUCAACACAACACAAUCGUAUUCCUUGGACCAAUAUUUGAGCAUCAAACACUUCCUAGAUGCUUUUAGUGAAUUUUGAUGAGAGGAGAAUCUGCGGGUGCAUUUGGUUCGCGGCCGAAGUCGGAAUUAGAAUAUUUUUAAGUAAGUUAUUGAAAAAUCAAUUAAGUAGAAUGGCUAUUUUUGGAAAAUUAUUUUUUAAAAAUAAACCUGGAGGAAUAGGAUUUGAAUUUUGGGGGAAAAGUUGGGAUUAGGUUUUGGGGGAUUAGGGCAUUUGUGUUCUCUCAUGGUAUGGAAAUGAGAGUAAGACUCUUCCCAAUCAAACGGCUAGAGUGAGAGUCAUUCAUUCUCAUUUCCAUUCCAGAGCCCAAUUUUUCUCAACCAAACAUACUCUCUUAUAUAGAAAAUACCAAUUAUUAUCACUCUGUAAUGAUUCAGAUAACCUUACUAUAAAUAGUUGCAGUCCACAUAGUCUUCAUAGGAAGUUGAUUAGAUGUACUAUAUAGGUGCAUCUAUGUGAAUGUAAUUAAAGAUAUCCCUUAGAAUUAUAGAUUGUAGUAGGCACAGGCAUUUGGUAAGAUUGUUUAGUGUGAUAUAUCUCAAUAUACAAUGUGCUAGAUUUGUUUGGGCAUCACUUUAUGUAAAUCAAAGGAAUAAUAAUAUAAAAUGUCAUACGAUGGUAUCACUAUAUAUCUGCUAUUUGUAGAGUUACUAGGAACUAGGGCCACGCAAUGCAUGUUCUAAAAAACAAAUAUAAAAUUUUGAAUUAUAUCAUAAAGAAAUUGUGAAGAGAAUAGUGGGAUCUCUCUCAUUUUUUUCUAUGCUAUUAUCCUUAAAAAGAGGGAUUAGAAUAAAUCUAGUUUUGGAUCAAUGAGGAAUAAAAGGAACCAAAAUAUCACCUUCCUAAAAGCUACGGAUUAUAAUCCAAUCCAAUUAUUCUCUCUCUAGAACAUCUAGGAUUAUUUAAAUAGGAAUUAGUUAUGCAUUCUAGAAAAGUGGAAGUUGCAUUUUUUCGAUAGCAUAGAAGAGAAUGGAAGAGGAGGGACAAGAAAGGGGAAGAGAAUAGGAGGAGAUGCCAAAUUUGUCGACAUAAUUAAGCAAACCUCUACUUUGAUAUCGCUUAAGUGUUGCCUAUGUCUAUGACUUGACAUCUUUUUAAGCUUUAUUUACAUGCUUGCAAAUGAGGGCAAAUCUUUUCAUCGAACCUAUUUGGAAGUGGUCUAUGUAGUACCUUGGUAAGCAUAUUAGAAAGGAGAUCAUGGUGAAGAAUUCAAUUUCUGGCUUUGUGCGAUGCCUUACAUUGCAUAAUUUUCUCUAGAUAGGUUUAUUGCAUAAUUCAAUGACUAAUGAGCUGAAGAGUAUUACAGGAGACUUAUUUGAAGUUGAAAUUGUCAUCCAUUCUUUUACUUGGUGGGCUCAUGAUGGCUUCUUUGGAGGCUUUAGCAAGUUCCAUUUGUAUGGUUGAGUAGUUUUUGUUUUAACUCUUUGUUGUUGUCGAUCCCUUUCCACCUAUUGUGUCUUCUACCUCGGCUAUUCGUUUGGUCUCAUCUGCUUUUCGAAGUCUCAAAUUAAUUAGCAAUAAUGAGGUCAGAUCAUUUGACCAUUUCGCUUAUGCUACUUCCAACUGGACACAACCGUUGAAUUUUGGGUGUGCCUAAUGUAGAAAAGACAUCUUAUUGCUUGUAAGUAUAGAAACCCAAAGAUUUUUCAUAUUCAGGUCAAAGGCCAAACAAGAACUUGAUAGUCGAUGAUAGUCUCUGUCUUGAAUUGAAAGAUUCAAUUCCUAAAUUCAAUUGAAAACCCAACAGAGAUUUUAUCUUCACCGCAUCUGGUUUCUCCUUCAAGGUUUUAAUUAAUAUGAUACUGAAGCUCUUUUAUGGCUGCCUACUUUCUGUAGCCAUUCAUCGUAUGGCAUCAUCAUGCCCUUAUUUGUCCACUUCAAAUCCACUUGGUGUAAAAGUUAAUGAUUUUUACCUUUCACCAUAUAAGUUGCCUUUUUGCUCAUUGACCACUGCAUAUAAUUCUACCAUUUAAUUUGAUAAGGUUAUUAGCACACAUGGGAUUGCUCACGAUUUUUAGGUUUGGCAAUGCAUCUACCCACCAAAUUCUGUAAGCACAUACGAGUGCUUCUCUUUUGGGUGGCGGAGCACACAAUGCUGUGUGAUUAGACCUUUACUUUAAUGCUAUCCAAAAUUUUCUCCUUUUCACCAUGUCACUUUCAACAUGACAAAUUUGGUGGCGUAGCACGCAGUGCCACAUUUUCUCCUUUUCGCCUUGUCAUUUUCAACAUGACAAAUUUGACAUAACCUAUGUAAACUACAUAUAAAUGGAAUGAAAAAAUGGUUGAAAAAUUUAAUAUCAAAUUUAUGCACAUUAUAAUCUUUAUAUAAGAGAGUCGUUAAAAAGCUUCGCAAAAGAAGGCUCACAUUUGUCAUGCCUGUGCCAGCCAAGCUGGAACAGUAUUCAUAUUGUGCCAUUAGUAUGCUGGCACUUUGGCAUACAGUAAGACAAAACAAUACAUAAGAUGUCUUAUAUUACUUUAUUUGAUCCUUUCUUGAACUUAAAGUGGUCCUGUGAAAAAUGCUUACAGAUAAAGCACACGCUGUAUUUGUGGAUACUGUGAGAAAGUCAUAUGCUGCCUCUCAUGGUAUUCAGCUUCUCUAUCUACAUCAUUGUUACGUCCCACCAAAAUGAUUGGUAGACAUAGAGAGGGGGUAGGUUGUGCAUAUCCCGUACCUAUAUGUUUAAUAUAGGUUUUUGGACUCAUAUGAACCAUGUAUAUAUAUUGAUUUCUAGAUGUUGAUUCAUUCAACUAUCUGAUAAAUAGGAUGCCAACUAUAUAUGAACUAAGUAUGCACAAUCUGCAAAUAAUAACCAUACUUAUUCGAUGUGAGAAACAUUAAAAGGCCCACUUGACUUGUUUUUUUUUAUCUUCAUCAGUUUAUUUGAAUCAACUUGAAUUUGAUUCCAUCAGUCAUGUGUUGCCUCACCAAGGAUUUAAAAAAACAAAGAAACAACUUGAUGCAAUAUUAGAAUCAAAUCGAAAAAUUUUAUCUUCUCUUUAGAUUGAUAUUGUUUAACUAAUUAUAAAACUUAUAGGAAAAUUUAUAAAGGAGAAUCCGAACAUCUUAGACAUAUCUUCCAACCUUCUCUCUUCCCUGAUAGCAAGCUUUUCACAUCUCCCCCCCUCUCUCUCUUCCUCUUCCCCUACACUUAAAUGAGGUUGACUUUAGAGCCCCUACUACACAUCGGUCCUUCCUUUCUUGUAUCACAAAAGGUGGGACAAGGAGAAAGAGGUAGUGAAAGGUUGAGGAAAUUGUGGUUUAGGAGAGAGAAGAGUGGAGGGUAGAGGUAGGGGAGUGAAGAAGAUAUGGUGGCAGGAAUGAGUGGAGAUCAAAUAUCGAUGAAAUUCUUGGAAGAGCUUUUUUUUUUUUUUUUUGAGGGGGGUGGCGGGGGAGUGGGGGGUGAGAGGCGGUUGUAGCAAUGGAGAUGACUCCAUAUUCGACAGAUGGGAGGAGGAGCUAUUUUAUGAUAUUUUAUACCUUUUUAGAAACAUUUCUCCUUGUGGUUAAAAGUUCCAAAAAAGCCUAUUUCUUAUAAUACACCACAUAAAUGGAAUAUAAGUCUGGGUGCUAAGAUUUCUUGGUCUUAUGGCAUAGUUUCUUCAAAUUUAGUGACUUUCCAUGUCCCUCUAUAAAAAAUUGAAAAACCACACUACCCAACAUGGAAAAAAGCAACUCUCAUACACAAUAUGGGCCAACACAAACUUUGAGCAACAUGUUGUCUAUGCAAUGCUAGUAACCAUGGUCCACCAUAUUGGCAUGUACUAUCUUAUACCUGGUGUAUCGUACCAUGCCGGUACCAAAUUGAGACUCAGUAUGGGAGAGCCUUUGUUCGCCGAACCGACCCGUAUUGGGCGUACUAACACUAUACCAGCGUGGUAUUGGUACAAAGUCCGAUAUCGAGAUGACAAAUCUUGCUAGCAACCUUUUAGCGUAAUAUGCAGCCAUUUUGAUAUCUUAUAAUCUUUCAUUAGAUUUAUGUAGUUCUAUUCUAUAUUGUAUCUAUACCAUUUACCCAAGGAGAUGCCAUAUAGAAAUAAUCUAUUUUAGAAGGAAGGAAUAUAGUGAUGAAAUUCUUGAUUGGAUCUUCUCAUAGGAACAAUCUAUUGUGUACCACACUACCCAACAAGAAAAAAGGAACCCUCAAACAUAGCAAUAUGAGCCAAAGCAAACUUUGAGCAAUAUGUUAUCUAUGCCAUGCUAGUAACCUUUAAGCAUAACAUGUAGCAUAGUGUAUGGUGCAUAUUGACUAAUGCUUUGAUUUUGCAUUGGAUCAACUUUAUAGGCACUCUUUAAUUCAUGUUAUAGGUCUUUUGAGUGAUAGAUUCUCUAUGUACAUUCCAUCUUUACUUAUCCUCACAAAAGAAUAUUCUUGAGGUUAUUUAUGGUGGGGUCAAAUGUGCUAAUUGAAUUGCUAACCAUUUCGCUGCUCAGCAACAUCGGUUGCAUUAUAGGUUGGCUUAGAAAGACAAGGUAUUUAGUAGAUGCUGGCCUACUUUGGUGGUGGCAAUAAAGGUGUGGCUACAUGUCUAGGAGCAACAUGGCUUUGUGCUAGAAGCUAAGUCCACCUUAACAAGCCCACAAGGGCACUAGGAUCCUAUAACUCUAGGGCUGAAAUUGAAUCGAAUUCAGAUUGGAUAUCCGUAUAUCCAUAUCCAUGUUUUAUUUGACGAAUAUUGAUAAGGAUAUGGAUAUUAGUCGAAUGCAAAGAUUCAUAUCUAUAUUUAUUUUAAAUGGAUACAGAUACUGGAAGUAUGGAUACAAAUAUGGAUAUAAGUCGGAUAACUAAACAUUUAUGACCAUAGACUGAAAGUUAUUACUAAAUGGAUGAUAAAUUAAGUUAAUAGCAUGUGAAUGUAGUUAUAUAUUUUUCUUAAAAGUUCAUAAGUGCUAUAUAAAAUUAAAUAGGGUUACAAAUAGAAUCAGAUAUUCGGAUACAGAUUAGAUAGCUAUCUAUUCAUAUUUAUAUUUAUUUUUCUUUAGCAGAUUUGAAUACGUAUACGGAUAUUAAUUGAAUUCUCAAAUUUUUAUCCAUAUCAUAGAUUCGAAUACAAAAAUAGAUCAGAGCGGAUAUUAUCCGGUCCACUUUCAUCUCCAUAUAACUCCUUGUGUCCACAUGCCUCGAAACUCCUUAGGGCUCACUCUUCUUGAGAUAUGACCAAGCUGGAUUUUGUUGGCUUCCAAAAAGCUUCCAAUCAAGGUUUAUUGAAUUGAUGCGUCUUGCCCGUAUUGGGCAUACCCUUCUAUAUCCAGCAUAUUAUACCGAAUACCGAGCCAAGACAAUUUUAGUAUGCCAAAUCGAACCCUAUAUCGAGUGUACCGAUACUGUACCGGUAUGAUAUCGGUCUAAAGUUUGGUACUUAGAUGGCGAAUGUUUCUUCCAAUACUUCGUGUGGCAUCGGUCCUGCAUGUUCACUAGGACCAACUAAUCAUGGCUUAUGCAAUUAGGCUUUCUAACACCAUUGUCCAUGCUAUAGAGCUUAAAGUGGCCCAAGAGAGGAUCAGCUAUGCUUUUGAGCACUUACAGGGACACCAUUAUGGCUCAAGAGGGGCGUAACAAGAGUGAAGGGAUGUCUUUGUCAAUGUUCAGACCUUUCUGGUGUGCCUACUUGACAUAUGGCUUCUUUCAUUGGCUAGACCAAAUGUUCACGUUUGACAUAUUUAUGGGGAGGCUAAUAAGGCAGCCAGUUAGGUUGCUCACCGAGCAGCCGAUCAUGGGGGAGUCCUUUCAGGGUCUAAUCUUUGACGAUGCAUAUUGAGGGGUAUUCGAGGGCUGAAAAAGAGGUUUUUUGAAUUUAUCAAAAACAGAGAGGGUUGUUUUUACAUGAGAGUUGUUUAUAUGCAACUCUUACCACAAAAAAUGGCAGUAGCAUAUGCUUUGAAAUCUUUGUAAGAAAGUCCUGGUUCAAAAUGUGUCCAUUAUCUUCUCUAAAUUUAUGUUGUCAGAAUCGGAAGUAGGUGCAGCAGUGGAUGCAAAGAAAUGAUAUUUUAGAAAUGCUUUUAGCAAGAAAGUGCAUGAAAGUGGCUGUAGAUUCCAAAGGGUACAUUAUCGUAGAUAUAAGAUUUUGAGUCCCGAUAGCUAGGGCCUAAAUCAUAUGAUGAGGUUUUAAGUGCCACUGACAUAUAGGGUGUGUGGUUGACAUAACAAUUGCUGUAUGCUGUGUUGACAUACCAUGUACUUGAUUCAAUGGGCAUGAACAUAGUGGCAAUAGCAGUCGUUUUUUAGUGCGGGCAUGGGUUUUUCAGUUCUUCUUUAUUAAAAGUUUUUUAUCCUUGACUCUUCCUUAGUUAAAGAGUAUCCUUGUCUGGUAUCAGGUGGGUACUUUCAUAUGAUAUGGUGGACUGUGUUGGCUGGUACAUACCAUAUUAAAAUAAUUUUAAUUUUUUUAGUUUUCCACUAUACCUUCAUGGCUUAUGGUAGUUUUUAUCGAUUAACUUUUGGUAGUUUUUUUGGUUACAGGUUAGAGAUACAGGUUAUAAGAUUGAAAAAUAAAAGAAUAUUCUUUCCAAAAAAAGUAGAAGAAUAAGAAGAUUAAAAAUGAAAUGAACUAUGAUUAAAAAAAUAUGGAGAAUAAUUGGAAAUACAACACUUAGGAGAGCAAAUAAAUGGAACUCACUCAUUGCCAGUUUCGUAUAGUUUCUUUGGGCCUUGUAGACAUCCAGGUCAUGUGCAUAUUGGGGCCCUUGGAUUAGUAUCAACAUGGAUAUUGUUCUUAUCUCUAUUGCUAAUAAUUUGGCUGUUAGUGUCCUAGAUAGUAACUAUGGUACUGAUACUUUAUUUGAUACUAGCCUAUCAAUCUAGCUUGACAAAAUAGGAGGCAGCAUAAUUGUAGGAGCAUAUGAUUGUGGAGGAUCAUAUUAGCCAGUAUAUUUCAGACAAUGCAUAUUUGACCGUAGGAGGCACCAAUGGAUCUGAAACUAUUGUCCUGCCUAUGUAUUAGACCUUGAGAUGUCCAGGAGACAUACUCGGCAUGUGCAUCAUUGGUAUCACCAGCUGCAUUUCAUAGGUGAGAUCUCCUGGCUCUCCUAUGGUGUUACCUUGCAUUUUCUACGAUCUUUGCUUAGCACUUGUUCUAGAACAAUUCUCAAGUCCCUUCGAUAUGAUAUUUUUUCCUCCUUCCAUCUAUAUCAUCCUCGUGCUUUUCAUGGUUCUCAUCCUGCAUGGCAUGGUCGUACAAGGGCUCACUGGUAAAAUUCACUUGUAGCCUUACCCUGGCCAUCAAACCCAUCACUUGCCAAUCUAUGAUUAUCAUGAGAUGACCUAAGCAAGCCAUUGCCAGAAGAAUCAAUAGUCUUGUUGCUUGAUCAAACAAGUUCCUUAAUCUACUUUUUUUAAGGGCUUCACAGCCUUCUUUCCCUUCUUGCUCAUGGUCUAACAGGAUGUCUUACCCUUACUGGCCCGUCCUUCUAGCUCCCCUGAGUGGCUCAACUAGCCACAACAUUAGCCUCCUCGAUUGGCCUAUCUUCUAUUGCUAGGCACAGGUAACCUGCGAGGUUGGUGUUUUUUGUUCUGCACACAUUGAUCAACAUCUUCAUCCAUUGGCUCUGUGAAAAAAGUAGUCAAUCUAGAAGAAUGUCAUGCACAUAUUCUUUGUCGCAUUUUUUAAUUCUUCUAUCUAAAAAAUUAUAUUUCUAAAGAACUAUAGUGAAAAGUAAAAAAAUAUGCCCUUGUGUAGAUCAUAGUUAGGAUUACAACAUAUCCUAAAAUCAAGCAAGAUAGAAAAAUUGUAUGAUUUUCAAUCUCAAAAUUUAUAUUCUAAAAAACUAUAGUGAAAUUAAAAAAAUUAUGCCCUUGCGUGAUCACAGUUAGGGUUAUAACAUAUCAUAAAAUCAAGCAAAAUAGAAAAAAUGCAUGAUUUUAAUCUUUUUUUUUUAGAAAACAAUAGUGAAAAAUAAAAAAUUGUGCCUUUGUGCAGACCAUAGUUUGGUUUGCAACAUAUCAGAAAAUCAUAGUAAAAUUCAAAUACAGUAUGAUUUUCAUUUAUUUUCUAGUCACUUUUUGGCAAAAAAAGGGAGUGAGGAGAUUUUACCUCCAUGGCCGAUAGCCCAAGAUUCAAGGAGGUAAAAGUGGUUGUUUAAUGCACUAAAGACCACCCCAACGGUUGCACUUUCCAUCUUGUCUCCUAAAUCCUAUAUGCUCAGCGCCUACAUUUGGUGACAAAAAAAGUCUUUCGAUUUAGUUGAGUUGGUGGGUGCUGAUUUGUAGCAGUAGAUAUGGAUCAGUUGGAACAUGUUUGGGCCUAGACCCAUGUUAACAUCCAGUUCUAGCCCUCUUCCUCUCAAGUAUGAGCUAGUAUACCUUGUACUGGCUGGUUUGGGCUGGUUAACCUUGGUUUUAUGCGUUAAAACAACAUCUUAGACCCUCAUAGAUUUCAUAUAAUAGAAAAUUUGGGUACAUAUGUGUGUUGACUAUUGUAUAAUGUGUUUUAGAGAUAUAUGAUAUCUUAACAAUGCAUUGAAAUUAAUUUAUUGAGAGUCCUUGAUUAUAAUGGACAACAACCAUUGGAUAAAAACUUUUGAGACUAAGAUUUGUGCUGAUAGUAUCAUAUUAUAUAAAAUCUUUUGAAGUCUAAGAUGCUGGAAGUUUUCUAAGUGGACUUUUGCAUAGAGGCGAAUCUAGGGGUAGGGACCUUUGCCCCCCCUCCCCCCUAAUCAUUAUAGUACAUUAAUAGAUUAGAGAGAGAGAGAUGGAUUAUGCUCCUCCCGAUAGGAGAUAAUAUCAACUUCUCCCGAUUUCUAAAUCAAUAAUGGGGUGCCCAAAUUUAGGAUUCACAAUAUUUUAUCAUGAUCUAUAUUAUUAAUAAUAUUUUACAACCAAAAUCAUAUAUUUUGAUAGUCUCUAAUCUAUGCAUCAUGUUGACGCAAAAAUGGAUAGCUUUCAUUGUACUAGUGAGAUAAAGCAUUUAGAUUGAGAAGAAAGCAUAUUGAUCAUGUUAAAACAUGUGUAGAUUGCAAAUCAAUAGAUCUUAAUGGUGUGAUCAUAGCGAAACAUGGUCCCAUACCUUUUUAACUGUUUAUUUUCGCACAAAACAUGUAUUUUUUCUUUUGUUUCUAACAUGGGUGUUUAGUGGUAACAAGUCAUGAUUAAUGGAAUGAAUCUUCAAUAUAGAUGCCCAAUUGUUGAUUUUGGAAUCGAGAGGAAUGGUUAUCCUCUCCUUUCAAGAUGAGUAUAGUCUCUUAUGUAUAAUAACAUACAUAUAUACAUGUAUGUGUGUAUGACACCAACCAAUUUGGCUCUGGCCCCUUACAAAAAUUUGGAAUACCAUGCCCCUUCCUGCACACCCACCCACUAGACAUCAUGUCAUUUGAUACAUGUUCUUUUGUUGUUAUUGUUCCAUAAUUCUACAUACCUCCAAUUAUAUGACUUCUCAUCAAAUAGGAAAUUAAAUUUUAUAUUGUAAACAAUAUCCUUAUUAAAGAUUGGCAUAAAUCAAAUAAGGAAAUGUAUUGUGUAAGCUAUCUUUAUUAUUUUAUGACCAAAUAGAAGAAAGUACUCAAGUCUUGCCACUGAACUACAUGGUCUCCCUCUUGGACUUGUCACCACCACAAAUGACUCUCAUUUUUAUUGUUAAAGGCUUUUUCUGUUGGAAUUUAUUUUAACUUAUGUUUGAUUAACAAAUUAUUAUAUUUCAUGUCGUUACUUUAUAGAUAUCAUAAUCUCCUUCCUUCCUUUCUCAUCUUUAUUGCUACUCCUCUUUCUUCUUGUCACCUAUAGAUGUAAAUCCUUUUCUCAAAAGGCCUCCUAAACCUCCUGUUCUUUCCUUAAUUGCCAACUGAAAUAUAGUCAAACACUUAUUUCAUUUUAGCAUCUUACUGCAUUUCAGGUUCUCCUCUUUUUUGUUGGCUGGCAAUGAUGUCAUACCAAUAAGUUCAUGUUCAUCUAAUAUAAGUUGGAAAACUUGGUAACACCAAGAUUUCUUUAGGGUAAGAUACAAGAGACACCCUGAUGUAAAACAGAAGCAUGAUAAAAUUCAUAACCAUCGAGACCAGUAAGAAUGAAAUGCCCUCUAAUCGUCUUUUUUAUUAAAAAAAGUAAAAUAGAAAAUUAUUUACCGAUAAUGAUAUUUACCAAUGCGACAUAAAGAAGCCAUGACAACUAAUUAUUGUACUUAAGUAAAGGCGAGCUUGUUCGAAAAAUAAAAGCAUGAACUCUCUUUUGUGUGCUUAUGUGGCCUUAUUUCUUUUGUGUGCUUAUGUGGCCUUAUUCCUAACUCUCUUUUAAAAAGAUUAGCAUGCACUGAGAAAUAUCAUGAAAUAUAAAUUGUUAUUCUUGUCAUAUUAUAGUUUUCUUCUUUCAAAUGUUGUUUAAGAGGGACUUGUAUUGGUCUUGUUGUCAUGCGAUAUAAAUACUAGUGUUACGGAACCACUUAUCUAGUCCAACCCAUUUUGACAGUUGAAUCAUUGGUUCAUAGUUUGAUUGCAUGCAGGUCAAUGAUUGGAGAAGGAGACAAUCUGAGAGAUUUUCUUUUCUAUCUCAACCUGCCCAUUCCUCUUCUCAAAUCCUAGGUCUCUUUCUUCCAUCACUUCAGCAAGGUGGCUUUUCCAUUGUCAGCAUAGCGACUCAAUUUGAGCUUCGACAACAAAUUAAGCUUUACUGUUGGAAAAUUGCUGUUAAGAUAAAGCUACUAUAGUUUGAAGGUUCAAGGUUCCAUAUUUUAGGGUUUCCCCCAUCUCCAACCUCUACAGCUUCAACAGAGUGAGAAAGUAGCCUCUACAGCUUCAACAGAGUGAGAAAGUAGGCGAGGAAGAGGAGGAAAUGGUCGAUUGCUGAUAGUGUUACUCCCCUACCCUCGAUUUGGUUCUUUAUAACAAUGUUGGUGGAGAACAAGAAGAGAAAAAGGCAAAGGCUUGGGAUGGUAUUGGUGACCAAAAGCAUUAAGGUGGAGGCUUCUUGCUGGAUGGCAUCAUUGAUGACCGAGAUAAGAGGAAAAGAAGAGAGCAGGGGAGGGAUUGAUUAAGAAAGAUUGGAAGUCAAGACUCAUUGAUUUGAGAUAUCUUUUCCUUUAAUUUAAUUUAAUUUAAUUGUUCCGUGCAAGUCAUGAAUAGUGUGAUCAAGUGGUUUAAAUAGUUGAAUCGCUUGAUUGCAUGGGUUGAGUAGGUUUUGAAAAAUUUUGGGUUUAACAAUGAACCGAUCGGGUAUUAGGUGUCAAUGAUUGAUCAAACUAGUUUCAAGAUAACUUUCUUUCAUAUUCUUACUCAAGAAAAGAGGCUUCUUUCCAUGUUUUUCACAUUCAAGUAAAUACUUAAGUUUAUAUUUUGAUUGUAAAUGAGUCUUGGCCUCUUUUAAGAUUUUUUACUUCCUACCAAACAUUCCAUUUCCACCAAUCCCCCCCCCCCUCCUCAAGCUUUCAAUAACAUUUUCUAUCAUUUAAAAAAUUGCAUUUUGACCCAGCACCAAAAAUCUAUAAUUUGGUCUUUAAUUGAAACAUUGCACCUUUAUUUUGAUGAAAGUUGAAUUUUUAACUAUUUUUAUUGAACUGAAUAGUCAUAGUUACUUAUUUACAUGUAAUGUCUGAACUAAAUAGACAUUUACUUAAAUGUUAUUCAUUAUAUCAGAUUUGUCUUCAUCUACCUACUGAGUCAUAAGGAACUAAAAACAAACUUUAUUUACAUAGAGAUAAGUGGGAAAAAAGACAAGAUAGGAAGCUAUAUAUACAUAUAUACAUAUGCUUAUACACACACGUAUAUAUACAUACAUUCAUGUACAUCGAUGCAUAAUGUAUGUAUUUAAAGACACACAUAGACAUAGAUACAUACAUAUAUACAUCUAAAGAGUCAUUGAUUGAAUGAACAACAUAAAGAGAAGAUGGAAAAAGAUAUGAUAAAAGGAAAUUAAUGAGUAAGAGGGAGUUAAUGGUUUGGAAUACAUGCCUAUGUAUCCUUUAUUUCUUUAAUAACGAGGAUUAUAGUGCAGAUUUGCUGAUUUGCACAGAUUAGCACAUAUCAUGUUAAUGCCUCAUUGGCCUGUGCCAUUGGUUGUGUGCCAGUGUAUGGCAAGCACUAGCACCACUUGUGGCGCUCAGAGCCUUGUUAAGGGUUAGGCUUUCAACCAUAGAAAAAAGACUAUUUCCCCUACAAAGCAAUGCAACAAUGUUUAUUAAAUGUAAAUUUUAUGUGCAAUAUUUACAUGACCUCGCAUAAUUUUAUAAAUAGCUGCAUGUAAAUUACAGUGUUCAUUUGCUUUGGGUUUAAUGUUGUUUUGUUCAACUCAAUGCACAACCUAAAAUAUACUGCAUGUAAGUACACUAGUUUUGAAAGAAGAAAGAAAGACCUUUAACCUUUGGUGCAAUUAUUGUCUUUGUUUUUAUUAUCAGUUAAAGAAGGCUUCCUUCCUCUUUCCAACUGCUCAAAUCGGUUUCUUCAUCUUUUUCUCUCUAAUUCUUGAAUGUUAGUUGAACUUACAUUCUGUUCUAUACUUUUCCUGUAUUCUUUUAUUCUAAAUCAUCUUUUCCUGCUGCUUACUCUUCAUCUUGUUCUCUUCCUACUUAUGAUGGUUUUCACAGUAAAAAACACACACAAUCCAACUUAGUCAAUUAAUUGGGUUCUAGAGAUUUUUUUUUAUUUGUAACCAUUAGUCAAUGCAAAGCAUCUUACUUUUAAAAUUUUGUAUACUUAUUUUUUUCAGUUAACCAUUUAAUGGUUCAUUUGAAUGAAUAAAUUGGUCGAGUGCUCCACAGUUGAGAGUGUUUAAUAAAUUGUUUAAACUUUUGAAACCAUGAUCUUUGGAACAAAGCACAGCAUUCAUUUUAUUGAUAUAUUGGUGUCUCUUCCUUAUGGAUACGAUAUCAGGAAAGACCAUAAGGAUAAAGCAGCUACCUAUGGACUGCUGCGCAUUAUUCAUGAUUGCUUUUUAACAGUGCCACUUUUUGAUGUCAAACCAAAUAUUAUUACUACAACAGUUUUGCAAAUGAUUUUGUUGUUUAGAGUUGAGAUGUACAAGGGUUCUUGUAACACAUGAUGCAUGAUGAACAUUUUUUACAUUUCUAGUUUGUAGAAGCCAAGUUACUACAACUCAAGGAACUAGGAUGCUGCAUGUUAUGGAAGCACCAAGUACAUCGGGUUCAUGAGAAACUUCGGCACAAGGUUGGUGAAGCUGUUGAUAUAUUACACUGAAUGUUAAGCAAGGCAAAUGAAGCUCAACUGAUGCCGGGGGGAGAAGCUCAUCGCCGGUGGUGUUACCAAUCUGAUUGGAACUGUCCUUUGGCUUCCCCUUUGAUGAAGUACAACUUGGGGUUUCCAUUUCAUGGUUGGCAGUUGGGGCGCUCUGAUUGGAAGCCGUUGAUUAAAUGAGACAGCUUAUUAGCAAGUUAAAACAUCAGUUUGUAUCCUCAGGUGGGCUCCUUGUUCUGCUAAAACCAGUGCUGUCUACCACCUCCACAUUAUUGUUGUCCUCCUUACUCCUUGAGUGGGUAAUCAGACAUACUGAUGCUAUUAUAUCAGACUUUUUUUGGGAGAGAUAUGGAGACUGGUAGAAGACCACUUAAGCUGGUAGCUUGGGAUCAGAAUUGCAAAUCUUAGGCUCAGGAUGGCUUGGAUGUCGUUAAUAUACGAGGGUUGAGCUCUUCUUGGAAAGUGACUGUGGCAUGUAAUGGCGCCCACAGGAGCUCCUCGGUGUUGGUUGGUCAUGGGAGCUCAGUCUAUUAUAAGAAGUCUGCCUUUGACACUGAAGAGUCUUGAGCAAUCAAGCAGAAUUCGAAGAUAGCUCAUCGAACUAUAUGCCUCAUCUCCUCAAAUCCAUUGUGGAGCUCAAGCUCUGUCUAGCUCAAGGUUUAGCUUAUUGUCGAAGUCUGAUUCAGCUGAGCUUGAGCUAGUUUGAUGUCAUAUAAGCAGCCAAAGGCUGCAUGUCCUUGGCUUGACAAGCUUGCAUGAAGGCUACGUUGGACGUGAAUCAUUAUCUUCUUCAUGUUUGGUUCUCUGUACAUUUAUUGCUGCGUGAUAAAUAACUGAUAAACUCAUUCCGCGCCCCUUCAUCUUAUUCUGGUUCCCAGUCUUUUCGAGCCAUCAACCAUGCUUUCUUUAGCCUCUUCCCACCUCCUACAAGACAUUUCCUGGCUGCAGAGCCCUCCCUUCGGCAAUCCUGGUCGCGAACAGCGUUUGGUGCCGCGUAGGAGGAAGCCCCAUAUCUCCCUCGAAAACAUCACAAGGCCUUCGACAAGCAAGCUAUGUGCAACCUCAUUGGGCGCCCAAAGAACAUCGAAUGCUGGUAAUCUCCUUGUCGAUGCUCCAACAGCGACCCCAGGGAGUACUGCUCCCCUAGUUCUAGCACUACAAUCUACUGCAAAACAAGAUGUUGCAUGUUUUCACUUCCCUGGACAUAACAGAGGGAAAGCAGCCCCAUCCUUGAUGUCGGAAGUUACUGGGCUGGAAACUUUUUUACAUGACCUACCCGAGCUUCCUGAGCUUGAUGAUCUGUUCUCUCCAAAGGGUGUAAUUCUAGAUGCCCAGAUGCAAGCUGCAAAACUUUUUGGGGCAUCUGAGACGUGGUUUCUUGUUGGAGGCACCACCUGUGGCAUCCAAGCAUCAAUAAUGGCUACUUGUUCCCCUGGAGAAAUACUUAUUCUUCCUCGGAAUUCUCAUAUUUCUGCAACAUCUGGUUUGAUUUUGUCCGGUGCGAUACCAAAGUAUAUCAUGCCAAGGUAUAAUUCUCAUUGGGACAUUGCUGGUGGAAUAACACUAUCACAGGUCGAUAGAGCGGUGAAAGAGUUGGAGGAAGAUGGAAAAACAGCAGCUGCAGUUCUGCUCACGUCUCCAACUUACCAUGGCAUAUGCAGCAAUGUGAGUGAAAUAACAAAACUCUGUCACGCUCGCAAUAUUCCUGUUAUAGUUGACGAAGCACAUGGUGCUCAUUUCGGCUUUCAUGCCGAGUUUCCAAGCACUGCACUUGAACAAGGCGUUGACCUAGCUGUGCAAUCUACCCACAAGGUUCUGUGUUCUCUGACCCAGUCAUCUAUGUUGCACAUGUCAGGGAAUCUUAUAGACAGGGAAAGGAUAAGUAGAUGUCUUCAAACACUACAGAGCUCCAGCCCAAGCUAUCUUCUUCUUGCAUCAUUGGAUGCUGCAAGAGCUCAGCUAAGUGAAAAUUCAGAGACUAUUUUUAACAAAGCCAUGGACUUGUCCUUGGAAACUCGCCACCAGAUCAGGGCAAUUCCAGGUGUCUCGGUGUUGGAUUUAACAAACUUUAUUUCUGGUUUUCCUUCUAUCGACCCUUUGCGCAUCACUCUUGGUGUUUCACAGCUUGGUAUAUCAGGCUAUAUGGCAGAUGAGAUAUUAUAUGAAGGACAUCAUGUAAUACCUGAGCUGGUAGGGAGUCGGUCAUUAACAUUUGCCAUCAACUUGGGGACUCGCAGGGAGGAUGUUCAAAGGCUUGUAUCGGGAAUAAACUUUUUAUCAGCAAAUUACUCCAAGGAAAAUGAGUUAGAAUUUAAUAAGGAGGAUGAUGGCUGUGAACCUUUUUCUAGUAUAACUAUGAGAAUGAGUCCUCGGGAGGCAUUUUUUGCGAAGAAGAGGAAGGUCGAUAUUGGAGAAAGCCUUGGGCAGAUAUGUGGAGAAUUAGUCUGUCCAUACCCACCUGGUAUUCCACUACUAGUUCCUGGCGAAGUUAUAACUGAGGAAGCUAUACAGUAUCUGUUGGAUAUAAGAAGGAUGGGUGCUGCAAUCAGUGGAGCAUCCGAUCAUCAACUAUCUUCCAUGCUUGUGUGCAAUGUAUAACCGAACAGGUAAUUUUUUGUUAAGAUUCUCUCUUUGGGGAUUGACCCUCUCAUUUAAGCUUGAAGAGGGAUCAGGAUAAGGUUCAGAAUGGAGGAGAGCUAUCUAGGACAAAGCUAAAAAAUGAAGAGAAUGGACUGAGAUGAUUUAAAAGAUUAUAUAGUGGUGGAAAGAAAUCCAGUUAGCUUGCUAUGGAUGGUCAAGACAUUCGAUGCCAAAAAAAUGACAAUAAUGGAGUUGUAGAGCUCAAUUCACAAAACAAAGUUCAAAUCAGUAAAACUCCUAAUUUGUCUCUUAAUUUCUUCUGAUGGUUUUUUUUUUGUGGGGAGUGGGGGGUGGUUAUGACUUUGCUUUUAUAUGGUUCAAUAUUGAAAUACGAUUGUGGAUUUGUAUUUCUCUCUGACAUGACAAAUGGUGCUCUCCAUUGUUUUUUUUACCUUUUUUUGACAGAAAAGGAGGAUUGGGACGCCCCCCUUAAGUUGUUAUUUAUUAGAAAGAUUUACAAAGGUUUUACUGAAGUUUUAUGUGAGAGCCUUUAAGUGGUGCUCUCCAUUGUUUUUUGUUGUCUCACUUCCGAACUUAUAUUUCAUUGCAGUGGAUGAUGAUGCAUAUCCUGAAAUCUAAGUGGUCUAAUGAAUCCUUUCAAUGAAAUCUUGUCUUAUAAGAUCUAUUAGGGAUGAUCUACAGCUUGAAUUCUCAUAGCUAUUGUGAACUAUCUCUGAAUUUAAGCCCUCCCAGCAGCAGGCUUUUAAGAUUGUCUUGUAAUUCAGUUUUUUUCAGCCAUGUCCUUCUAUUGGUUAGCUUCUAUAAAAGGAUUAUCUUUUGUGGAUUUUAUGUAAUUUUUCUAUGAGAAAUAUUAGCGAAGAAAUAUUUCAUUUCA